This is a messenger RNA of Thlaspi arvense, 219 nucleotides long. NCBI's taxonomy places the organism in Eukaryota, Viridiplantae, Streptophyta, Magnoliopsida, Brassicales, Brassicaceae. The record is from the annotation of a GenBank genome assembly.
AUGAGUCGCGGAGAAGAAGUCUACAAGUCCAGAACCACUGCUUAUGUGAUAGCAUCUUGGGUUCUGGCAGCCUUUGGAGGCCUGAUGUUCGGUUAUGAUAUCGGGAUCUCAGGUUUGUUCUUUUCCAGUUUCGUUCUGUUUGAUUACCGAGAAAACACAAAGGAAAAUCACAUUGAAAACAAGAAAAUCAGGGGCCUGGUUUGGAUCUUAAUUUUCUGA